GCGCCCCUCACUCGCCUCGUCCAGUCGUCCUGCAGCUAAUAUCUCUCUCUUCUCUCUCUGGUCAUCGUCCGGCUUCAAGGACGUGACCAUCUCAGCAAACAUCGUGAUACAGAAGACAAUUCUUGAGCUCGUUCUUCCCCACCAUAUUUUGGUGGAUUUCUUCAAGCGAUUCGCGUGGAGUUCCACCCGACCAUCGAUAUCUUUUUCAUCAUUGUGUUGGAUUGAGCUCUGUUUCUUUUCUCCUGAAGUCCUGAACUUUUGCAUUCAGUUGGUGUAAAGAAAGGUCUUCCCCGCCCAUUCUCCAUCAUAUCCUGUCGAUUUGUCUCCUGAACCCCCAAUCUUUUCCAUCAUCUCUUCUUGUGCGAUAAACAGGCGCCAUUUUUAAGGUGCUCUUUGUCGCAGCAUUUUAGCAGUUCCAUCUGAGCAAAGCGAAGCGCAUUCCUUCUUUGCUUGGUGCCAUUAAAAGCCUUCCUUUUUUUGGCUGCAAAUCUAUCUCCGUCCUUCGACCAAUCCCUCCAUCGGCUGCGGAGCUCUAGGAACAAAAAUCUUCCUCCUAUUCCAGCAUCAAAAUCCAAAUCCAUUCUCCCCUUGAGCAAAAGAAUCUUCGCUGCGUUUCUUGCCAAUCCGAUGGGGAUGGUCGGGGAGAGGCUGAGAGCCUUCUCGACGAACCGAUGGCUCGUCUUCGUGGCCGCAAUGUGGCUGCAGUCCAUGGCCGGCAUCGGGUACCUCUUCGGCGCCAUCUCCCCCGUGGUCAAGGACGCCCUCGGCUACAACCAGAGGCAGGUGGCGGCGCUCGGCAUCGCCAAGGACCUGGGGGACUGCGUCGGGUUCCUCGCCGGCUCGCUCUCCGCCAUGCUGCCGCCCUGGGGGAUGCUGCUCAUCGGCGCCGUGCAGAACUUCAUCGGAUACGGCUGGCUCUGGCUCAUCGUCACCAAACAGGCCCCCGCGCUUCCCCUCUCCAUGAUGUGUGUCCUUAUUUUUUUUGGAACCAACGGCGAGACAUACUUCAACACAACUUCACUUGUUACAUGCAUCCAGAAUUUCCCGAAGAGCAGAGGCCCAACUGUGGGCAUCCUGAAAGGAUUUGCUGGCCUUAGCAGCGCAAUUAUAACUCAAUUAUAUGCAGUAAUGCACACACCAGACAGUGCAACUCUUGUCUUCAUGGUUGCAGUCGGGCCAUCACUUGUUGCCCUUGGCCUGAUGUUUGUUAUUAGGCCUGUGGGGGGUCAUCGACAAGUGCGAGCAUCUGACAAUAACAGCUUCAUGUUCAUCUACACCAUCUGCUUGCUCCUCGCCUCAUAUCUUGUUGGUGUCAUGCUAGUCCAAGAUUUCCUGGAACUGAGUGACGAUGUGGCUACCUCUCUCACCGUGAUUCUUUUCAUCUUGCUUAUUUUGCCAAUUGCGAUCCCUGUGACCUUGACAUUUUUCUCAAAAAAUGAAUAUCCAUGUUCAGUUGAAGAGGCUCUGCUGUGUGAAUCACCUAAAGGACAGGCAAGUACUUCAGAAGAAAGGGAGGAUCAACCAGAGUUAAUUCUAAGUGAGGUGGAAGAAGAGAAGCCUAAAGACAUGGAUUUAUUGUCCCCAUCUGAAAGGAGGAAAAAAAUUGCAAAGUUGCAGGCCAAGUUAGUGCAAGCUGCAGCAAGAGGUGGGGUUAGAAUCAGGCAAAGACCACGCAGGGGAGAUAACUUCACCCUGAUGCAGGCAUUAGUCAAGGCUGAUUUUUGGCUUAUUUGGUUAUCGCUUCUACUUGGGUCGGGGUCAGGCCUGACAGUGAUCGACAAUCUGGGUCAGAUGAGCCAAGCUGCUGGGUAUAUAGACGUGCAUAACUUUGUGUCAUUGACGAGCAUAUGGAACUUUCUUGGCCGUGUUGGAGGUGGCUACUUCUCUGAAAUUAUUGUCAGGGAUCAUACAUACCCAAGGCACAUAGCACUGGCACUCGCUCAGAUCCUGAUGGCUGCUGGGCAUUUCCUUUUUGCAAUGGCUUGGCCUGGAACCAUGUACAUGGGAACCUUCUUAGUUGGGCUUGCAUAUGGAGCUCACUGGGCCAUUGUGCCGGCUGCCGUCUCUGAACUUUUCGGCGUAAAACACUUUGGGGCAAUGUACAACUUUCUCACAGUAGCAAACCCCACAGGGUCACUCAUCUUCUCAGGUCUCAUUGCCAGUACCUUCUAUGACUAUGAAGCUGAAAAACAAGCACAAAUGAUUCCUGGCAUGGGUUCGCUUGCAGAAGAAGGGCCACUCAAGUGUGAAGGCGCUGUUUGCUUCUUCGUGAGCUCAUUGAUCAUGUCUGCGUUUUGUGUUGUGGGAGCUGGCUUGAGCCUGGUCAUUGUUUACAGGACCAAGUCCGUGUACAGACAUCUUUAUCGAUCUGUCCGGCGAUGAAGAUCAUGCUGAAACUCCCCUGCUACUGUUCCAUCAUGUACUAUAAGUUAUUGAAUAUGUGGUUCAGGAAUCAAGAUACACGCAGCUAAAGUUCAUUUGUAAAGUUUGUAAAUAUACAAGCCCUUUUUGUCCAAAUGUGGCUCUUGUAAUUUUUUUUUUUAGAAAAACAGGGAGGUGAUCCCCGGUUCCAUUAUUGUGGCUCAUGUAAUUAUCAUAUAUACUACAUAUGCCUGUAAUUA
Lolium rigidum is the source of this 2621-nucleotide messenger RNA. RefSeq names its product protein NUCLEAR FUSION DEFECTIVE 4-like. Lineage: Eukaryota; Viridiplantae; Streptophyta; Magnoliopsida; Poales; Poaceae. The record is from RefSeq and is a predicted model, not a curated record. Bases 628 to 2382 code for a protein of 584 amino acids. The transcript has 3 exons. Gene Ontology annotation, cellular component: membrane.